CCCAUCCAUCCACUCCACAACCCCAGACAUCCUCCAACCCAUCUCCCACGAAAGACACAAGACACAAGACAAUCAAAAUGAAAUUCCUCGCCGCCCUAACCACCCUCCUCCUUCCCCUCGCCGCGCAAGCCACCUCGGACGCUAAACCCGCCAUUACAGAGCUCGACAUCAACACCACCCACUCGCAGGAAUGCACCCGCAAGACGGCCGCCGGCGACACCGUCUCCAUGCACUACCGCGGCACGCUGUACGCUGAUGGAUCCGAGUUCGAUAGCAGCUAUAGCCGUGGAAAGCCUCUCACAUUUCCGUUGGGCAAGGGAUAUGUUAUUCAGGGGUGGGACAACGGUCUCCUCGACAUGUGUAUCGGCGAUAAGCGCACGCUGACUAUUCCCCCGGCAAUGGCGUACGGGGACCGCGGGGUGGGGCCUAUCCCUGCGGGGUCGACGCUGGUGUUUGAGACGGAGUUGGUGGGGAUUGAGGGGGUGGGGAAGGAUGAGCUUUAAAUGGGGUUUGUUCUUGGUCUUGGUAGGGGUGUAGGUGUUGAGUGACAGCUUGGUUGAGGGCUUGGUGGUGGUGGUGGUGGUGGUGAGAUAUUGGGGUAGAUAGAGAGGACGGUGUGAUUAAGGUAGGUAUGUAUAUGAUCUGAUCUAUCUAGAUAUCUUUAUACCCAUGCGUGUUUCUC
This is a messenger RNA of Aspergillus candidus, 682 nucleotides long. It is a transcript of the gene fkbp3, whose product is annotated as peptidylprolyl isomerase family protein FPR2. The coding region runs from base 78 to 503 and encodes 141 amino acids. The record is from RefSeq and is a predicted model, not a curated record. Gene Ontology annotation, molecular function: peptidyl-prolyl cis-trans isomerase activity. The transcript has 2 exons. Gene Ontology annotation, biological process: protein peptidyl-prolyl isomerization. NCBI's taxonomy places the organism in Eukaryota, Fungi, Ascomycota, Eurotiomycetes, Eurotiales, Aspergillaceae.